GUUACAAGAGCUGGCAUCAAGGAGCUAGCUGAAGGAGAUCAGUCUCACUCGCAAUGUCUCCGACGGUGAAGAAGGUUCCACAAAUGGACGCAAUAACUCAGUCAUCCGACGACCAUAACCUAUCAAACGGGUUCAAAGACAGAGAUGCAGAUUCUUCAAAUGGCUGUGAGACAGAGGAGGAACCUUUGCUUCGAGAAAACCCCAGACGGUUUGUGAUCUUCCCCAUCCAGUACCAUGACAUCUGGAAGAUGUAUAAGCAGGCCCAGGCCUCCUUCUGGACAGUGGAGGAGGUUGAUCUCUCCAAAGACUUGUUACACUGGGACCGUUUGAAGCCAGAGGAAAAACAUUUCAUCUCUCACGUCCUGGCUUUCUUUGCUGCCAGUGAUGGCAUUGUCAACGAGAACCUGGUGCAGAGGUUCAGCCAGGAGGUACAACUCCCUGAAGCGCGCUCCUUCUACAGCUUCCAGAUCCUCAUUGAGUCGGUUCACUCAGAGAUGUACAGUGUGCUCAUCAACACCUAUAUCAGGGACCUCAAGGAGAGGGAUUAUUUGUUCAACGCCAUUCAGAACAUGCCUUGUGUGAGACGAAAAGCCGAUUGGGCCCUGCAGUGGAUAAAUGACAGCAAAUCCACCUUUGGAGAGCGAAUCGUGGCUUUUGCAGCUGUGGAGGGGAUCUUCUUCUCCGGCUCAUUUGCUGCCAUCUAUUGGCUCAAGAAGAGAGGCCUCAUGCCCGGUCUCACUUACUCCAAUGAGCUAAUUAGCAGGGACGAGGGUCUGCACUGUGACUUUGCCUGCCUGCUGUACAGAUACCUGUUAAAAAAGCCCUCAAAAGACAGAGUCAAGGACAUCAUCACGAAAGCUGUUGACAUUGAGCAGGAGUUCUUGACAGAGGCCUUGCCCGUUGAUCUCAUCGGGAUCAACAGUUGUCUCAUGAAGCAGUACAUCGAGUUUGUGGCCGACAGACUUCUCACUGAACUCGGACUGGACAAGGUUUACCAAGCUGAAAACCCAUUCGACUUCAUGGAGUCCAUUUCUCUGGAGGGAAAGACCAACUUCUUUGAGAAAAGAGUCGCAGAGUAUCAAAGACUUGGAGUCAUGUCGAACAUGAUGGGCGGUGAAUUCACUCUGGAUGCAGACUUUUAAAUCAGCAUUCUAAUAAACGGUUGUUACAUUUGACUUAUUUAUUUCCGCUGAUGCAGUUUGACGAAAGCUUUGUUGAAAUGCACAUGGUCAUGUUCUCAUUUAGAACUCCAUAUGGAGGAAAAAAGUCGUAUAAGCUCUGAUCCGUGGGUGAGUGUCGGUGACUGGGAGUUGUAAAGUGUUUUAUUGAGUUUCAGUUGCGGUUUACGGAUUUUUAUGUGAAAUAAA
Messenger RNA from Salarias fasciatus (jewelled blenny), 1367 nucleotides. RefSeq names its product ribonucleotide reductase M2 b (gene rrm2b). The record is from RefSeq and is a predicted model, not a curated record. Gene Ontology annotation, biological process: deoxyribonucleotide biosynthetic process. The transcript is spliced from 9 exons. NCBI's taxonomy places the organism in Eukaryota, Metazoa, Chordata, Actinopteri, Blenniiformes, Blenniidae. Gene Ontology annotation, molecular function: ribonucleoside-diphosphate reductase activity, thioredoxin disulfide as acceptor. Gene Ontology annotation, cellular component: cytosol. Bases 54 to 1142 code for a protein of 362 amino acids.